This is a messenger RNA of Nomia melanderi (Alkali bee), 4714 nucleotides long. RefSeq lists its product as uncharacterized. The record is from RefSeq and is a predicted model, not a curated record. Gene Ontology annotation, biological process: cellular response to hormone stimulus; G protein-coupled receptor signaling pathway. NCBI's taxonomy places the organism in Eukaryota, Metazoa, Arthropoda, Insecta, Hymenoptera, Halictidae. Gene Ontology annotation, cellular component: plasma membrane. Gene Ontology annotation, molecular function: peptide binding; G protein-coupled receptor activity.
GCGAUGAUAGGGGCGAAUUUGAGGUUUGGUAUCGGCGCCUCGGGUAACGUGUCGUCGAACGCGACCAAGGUUUUUCAGUGUCAUCCGGGCGGAGCGACCGAGGCCACACUCAUAUUCAGCCUCGGUGCCCUCGGCAUGGGGGCAAACUUCGUCCUGAUGGCUCUAAUCCUGGCUAAACGACAGUUACGCAGGUGGUCGCAAGGAUUGCUGUUCCACCAGGCGAUGGUGGACUGCGCGAGAGCCGCCAUUUUAUUGCCCCUCGGUUCGAGCAUCCUGAACUGUCAGCCGAUGACCAAGUGUUCCCUGGUGGAGACAGCGUUUCUGCUGCUGGUGACGGUCUCCACGGUGAACAUGCUGACGACAGUGCUGAACGACAGCCCGAUCUUCCCGGAGACCGACGAGGAGGCCGAUCUGACGGCCCCGUUGCUCAUGGACUCGCCCCAGUGCGUCCUGUUCGGGACGUUCAUGAUCUGGUUCGCGAGCAUCACGAUAAACCUCGGCCCGACAUUUUUGAGCGGAGCUCUCGCCGCGAACACGGAGACCGGCCACAACGCGCCGAGCUGCCCUUUGGUGCACGGCCCGUUCCGACAUUACAUUCUGAAUGCACUCUGGAUCGCCAUCAACAUGAUCUGCGUUGCGCUCACGCUGAUACACCUCAGGAAACUCCACAAAGAUCUCACUAAAGCGAACGUCGAAGCGGUGAAAGUAGCACUGCUAACGAUUCUCGUGAAUGCGACCGGUAAUCAGCAAACAAACGCGGUUCCUGAAAAUUCCGGCGCAUCCGCGAACGGCGGGACGCCCAAGAGAAGCGGAGCGGCGGAGGAGCACCGUAAAAUGAGGAACUACUUGAAGAGGAUGGAGAGGGAGGGGGUGCAGAGGGUGAAAAUGUUUCUGGUGAUAACGGCGGCCUACGGCAUCUUCUGGGGACCACUGUUCUUCGUCACACUGGUGGAUCAUCCUAUCAUUGGGAAUCCAACUGGCUACGAGGUGACGCUACAUAUCGCGUACAUCCACGCAUUCGUGAACCCGGUGCUGUUCCUGAGCCUGCACCGCGGCCUGCGGCAGGGUCUGUCCGAGUUUUUCUGCGGCUGUUGCGAGGGCAUCGCCAGCUGGAUACUGGGCCCCAGCAUACCGGGUGAAUCGGUGCAACCGCCGCGCUACCAGGAGCCCAUUGAAGCGGUGCCCUCGCCGCCGGAGCCGCCCGCGGCGCAGCCUAACACCUGCCCGGACCUCACCGACGUCGCCCUUCUGAAGCCGCCGUUGCCGCCGACGGGCAAACAUUUGCUGGACGACUCUAUGAUCAUACCGCCGGACCCAUGGACGCUGGUCGCGAGGUCGAAAGGUACAUCGACCGCUUACGAGUCGGACAGUAGUAGAAGAUCGAGCAUUUUGUUACCGCCAUUGUUAAACAAUUCGAAAGUAAAUGUCAGUCCAACUAGCAGCGACUCUCCUAGCGAGUGAAUCCUUUAGAACUGUUCCUUUUCUCUUUCAUCCCACUUCGAGGUCACGGAGGAAAUUCUGAACUAUCCCGAAUUCAUUUCUGUUCAACCGAUUGCGCUGGAAAUGAAUUCAGAAAUUUGGUCUUCUGCGAUGAAUUUUCUUUUUACCUAUUUUCUCGUGUCAAACUAGACAUCUCGUAUUCGUAUUCAACUAGAGAUCGAGCAAUCUUGUAAAUACCUUCAUGAAGAUUCUUUAGAAGUUCAUUGAAUUUCUGACAUUGAGAGCUUUCAGCUUGUAAUCGGUGGAUACUUUCUUGGAACGUGCAAUGAACUUUUGAGGGGCUGAUAUGAGAGAUGUUAAUACGCUGGGUCUAGCCACGUGUUAGUCCUUGUGUUAGCAAUUGGAGAAUUGUUUUCCGAUUUUCCCAAAUUUCCAAAUUCCCAAACUUCUAACUAUCCAAGUUUCCAAAUUUCUAAAUAUCUAAAUUCCUAAAUAUAUAAAUUUCUGAAUCUCCUAAUUUCUAAAUUUCUAAGUUUCUAAGUUUCUAAGUUUCUAAAUUUCUAUAUUUCUAAACUUCUAAAUGUCUAAGUUUCUUAAUGUCUAAAUUUCUAGAUGUCUAAAUUUAUAAGUUCCUAAAUGUCUAUAUUUCCAAAUAUCUAAAGAUCCAAAUUUUCAAGUUUCCAACUAUCCGGAUAUCCAAAUAUCCACAUUCCCAAAUUUCCAAAUCCCCAAACUUCCACCUAUCCAAGUUUCCAAAUUUCUAAAUGUCUAAAUGUCUAAAUUUCUAAAUAUCUAAAUAUCUAAAUAUCUAAAUAUCUAAAUAUCUAAAUGUCUAAGUUUCUAAAUUUCCAAAAAUCCAAAUAUCAAUUAUUCCAUCAACCAUCGCAACACUAAAAGAACACUUCGAUCGCUAACCAAGGACUAACCGAAGUUCCAAUAAGAACAGCAACAGUUCCUCGACGAACUCCGAUCAAUAAACAGAAAAUUUUCUUUCAAUCGGGACGCUCGCCAGACCGUGAAAUUCGAAGAAUCGCCAGAGCGGUCGGGAAAACCGUAAAAAUUCGUAUCAGAAAUUCCUCCUGCAAGUGAACGAUUCCGAGAUUCGCGCGGUGACACCGGAGAAUUUCUAAAAACGCGACGAAAGGGACAGCCACGAGUUUUCUUAAGAAACCGUCCGCCAAGAGCGGAACCAGAAAAACCUGGUGAUGUUGCCAAAGAGAUGUACACGGUGGGAAAAAAGUAUUCACGCGUCACUGAAACCUUUAACAAUAUUAUCUCCAUUACGAUAUUAACAGUGGAACUAUUGUGUAAUUAAACUGACCAUUUUUAACCAUUCGCAAUCAUUAACCCUUUGCACUUGACAAUAUUUUUCAUUAAAAAUAUUCAUUACUUUCCGACUAAAUAUUAACGAUAUUUCUCGCAACUAACACAAUUGAUUAUCUUCUAUAAAUUAAGAGACAGAACUAUUUUACUUUGAUAUUUUAUGUGUUGAUAUAUUACACAAGGUUUAAUAUUGAAUUGAAAAUUUUUUAAUUAAAUGCUCUAUUAAUUCCUAUUACAACUACUCACAAUAUAAAUCUGUAACAUAUAACUAGAACUCCAACGUCUCAAACAACUUCGAGCUCGAAAUUGUGGAAGUUUUCAAUUAAAAAAUUCAUUAACUAAUUUUCUAAUCUCCAAACGUUCAAAUCGAACUAAACACUGCUCGAAAUUUCAAAGUAAAGAAACAAGAAUAUUCCAAACUGCAGAUUCCUCAAAAUUUCGAUCAACUGAUAUAUGUAUUAAUUAACCAACUAAUCAUUCCCCGAAGUACUAGUCUUACAAUGGCAAAAGAAAUCACUAACCAUUUCGGCAACGGUAAAAAAUGACCCACGCCUGAUGUCUUUUUGCAAUUAUUAGAAAGCUAACAAAAGUUUCUCUGAGAAAUUAUUAAAGAAAUUCAUUUGGCACUACGCUAAUCGUAUUGCAAAUCAAUUAAAAUCCGAACAGAUGCACUCUUGGAGUUUCUACAGCGAAAUGUUCAAAAGUCAAUCGAACUGCUCGAUAGUUUUAGUGUUAACUUGUUAGUACAAAAUUUGGAUGUGUGGAAAAUCGAAUAAUUUUAGGGUAGUUUCUUUAAGAUUCAUUAAAAUAUUUAAUAUUGUAACUGGUACAAUAUUAGAGCUUACAGAGUUCAAAGGGUUAAAACGCUCGGUACCAUCGACAGAACAAAUCGUUAAUAGGAGAUCGGAAGGAAACUCCGAUUCAACGAUCGAAAGACAACGAACGCUUUUCUCUCGCCGUGUACCGAGACGAAAACAGAAAAGGGAGAAAAAAAACAAUGGUUACGUAGGUCCAUCGAUCGCCAAACUUUACGCACGUUUCCACGUAAGAAUUUCGCUUUUAGAUUGAGUAUAUAUAGGUAACGGCAAUAAACAACGGACAUUAGCGGAGGUGUCAAGAGAGAAAAAAGAAAAAGAAAAUUCGGAGAAACGAGGAAAAAAAAAUUGGUAGAGAUGAAGCGACACCGUCACCGACAAAGAUAGUUCCUUAAUGUGAAUCGAAACGUUAGACGCACCAAUUAGGGAUUAAAGUUAAUGAUCGUUUUAGGGGCGUGCCCGUUUUAGCUAGUUUGCACCAUUUAAAUGAGCUUUCCACUCAACUGGGGGACUCAAGAGUGGCCGGCGGGUUUUCCGCCGGCCGUACUUACAGUAUUGUAUUAUUUACUAUCGUCGUUAUUAUACACUUAUAUUAUACAAGAUAUAUUAUACACGGACGUGAGAACGCGCGUGCACAUAUAAGGGGACGUAUUCAACGAGCGCGGAGAAUAUCGUUUGCCAAAAGAGUUUUCACCGGUUUCCAUGGUUUGUUGUCACUUUCUGUUGAAUUAUUGACACGUUGCGUACCGGUAACGAGAAAUCCCGUUUAAUCUCGUUUUUACUUAGCUAUACAACUUCGCUAAUUACUGCAGCAUUGAAAAACAUAUAAAAUUUAAUUCGAAUUGAUUAUCUAUUUAAAAUAUAUUACAUAACAAUAUGAUGUCUGAGUUUUUCUAUGUAUAGUAAUAUAAGUUGACCUCAGUGAAAAUUGCCAUUCGCACAAUUCAAUUUUCUGAAAAUUAGCCGGUACGCAAUGUGUUAACACUAGACAAUCGCAUCAGUCAAAAUUACUGGUUUCGACGUUUUUAUUUCGUAAUUAUUGAUAUCUUAACCAGUUAACUGUGUUUGACAAGUAUACACGUCAUCUUAAAACUCUUAAUGGUGCUAACUUUUUCAACGAUGGGUUAUUUAUUUUU